CACGUGAUCCGCACCGCACCGCACCGCACCGAGAAGCUGCGUCGCACCAACCGCGACACGUGGAAGUCGCACCACCAAAUCCAUCUCGUCUAGUACUAGUCGUUAGCACACCCACCGUUAGUGGAGUCAUCGCGAGAUUCGUCCUUCGGGAUUCUAGGGCCUGCACUUCUCCCUCCGGGGUCCAGGGGUUCUCGAGGUCCAGGGGUUUUUUAAUCUGCCUUGUUCUUGGAUUUUGUUUCUCCUCCCGCGGGUCUUCCCAUCGAUUCUUCCCCAUUCAUCUUUUCCUCUUAAUGUCUGGAUUUUUUUUAAAAGAAAUUGAGGGUGGGGUGGGGUGGGUUCAAUCGGCGCUCGUGGUUUGAAGGGAUUACCGAUCUUGUUAAUUUGAUUGUGUUCUUCUUCUUCCUCUUCUUUCAGGAUUUGAUGAGUGAGUCUGCUGUGCGGAAACAACCUUUGUGAGGCUACAGCAGUUGGUGAAGUAAAGGAAUCUAUUAAAGAAAACAGAUGCAGUGGGAAGAAAGCUAGAGGUGACCAAAUGGCAGCUGAAUCCUCCUCUGUUCAACAAACAUCCUCCGAAUCGAUUGUGCAAAAGAUGGGGUUCUUCAGAGUCCCUGACCACCUUGUCAAACUGAGCACCAAAUGUUCAAUUGAAUUGGAUGCGGUCCGCAGUCCAACAUCGCCCCUAGACCUCAAGUUCUUCACAGGCCUUGGUACCAAAUCACCUAGAUCAUCUUCCCUUGAUGCCAGCCAGAACCAGAAGAUCUUGCUUGGUGACAGGGUUGGGCUUGGACUAGUGGAUUCCCUCAGUGAUGAGAACCCCACACCCCUGGGCAGUAGGAAGGUUCUUCUUGGUUCUGAGAUGAGGAUUACUGACAAUCUGUCUCGCAAGAACAGCUCCACUGCUCCUGUUCAAGCUGGGGAUAAUAUGUCUGAUGGACUGAAGGGUAGUAUCAUGUCCCUUGAUGACAUUGUCAAUUCAGAGGAUUACACAUGUGUUGUUUCCCGUGGCCCUAACCCUAGAACUACCCACAUUUUUGGAGACCGUGUUUUUGAGUUUCAAGUUGAGCAGCUGAUGCCUGAUCAAAAUAAGGGUGGGGAGAGUAUGACUCCUCAUGUGAAAGAGGGUGCGAUGAGCUUCUGUUGUUUUUGCAGUGAGAAGCUCAAAGAAGGGAAAGACAUCUACAUGUAUCAAGGGGUGAAAGCAUUUUGCAGCAUGGAGUGCAGGGAGAACUUCAUGGAAGAAGGUGAGCCCAUGAUGGAUCAUCCUGCAUCUCCUAGCAGUUCACCCUUUGACAAUGGUAGUAUUUUCCAACUGAUCCGUUGAAUGAGCAUCGGUAACAGCUUGAUGUGGUCGUAUCUGAAGUGCUGUUUGAGGUUAAUAAGUUGCAGCCAUGGAUGUGAUCAGGUUUGCUGAGUUGUUGCCUGAAGAUUUUGUUUGUUGCGGUGCUGAUGAAUUUACCUCACCUAUUGAUAUUUUUUUAUUUUGCUUACUUGGAUCCUCAAAUUUUUGGAGGAGGCUGAAAAAUGACUACCUCCGGUCAUAUUAUUAUCUUGAUCGGAGAAGCAUGUGUGCGUGUGUUUAAACUUGAGUUUGUUUGCUUGGACCUCAGUUUCACUGGCUGUCAUAUGUUGACGCCUUUUAUUACCGCCAUGUAUCUGAACCUAUGUUUCGGCAUGUAUUUUCAUAAAGAAAAUGGUACACAAUAAUCCUGAAGCA
Messenger RNA from Phragmites australis (common reed), 1714 nucleotides. RefSeq names its product FCS-Like Zinc finger 11-like. NCBI's taxonomy places the organism in Eukaryota, Viridiplantae, Streptophyta, Magnoliopsida, Poales, Poaceae. The transcript has 3 exons. Bases 533 to 1321 code for a protein of 262 amino acids. The record is from RefSeq and is a predicted model, not a curated record.